CCAGUAUGGAUGCAAACUGGAGCAGUUUUAUAUUCCAGGUAAUGUAUGUCUAUGGGGCUGCACAGGGGGUGGCUGGGCUCCUUCUAUAUUUGGGGGUUAUGCAUGAGAUCAGAGGGUACCCCCUCCUUUGUGGUGGUGCUGUAAGUGAGGGGUGGGGGGGGAUGUCUGGAUGAGAAAAUGAAAGGGAGCUCUGAAAUUGGCAUCUUCUUGUCCCUGUGAGUGUGUAUUUUUUUUGCAGGGAGGGAGGGAGAGAGCGAUGGUGCUGGGUGUUUAAAUCACCACCCCUCCCUCCCAUCUUUUCCCCUCUCCCUCUUUCCUUUUCAUAUAAAUACUCCAGGCUCUGCAAAGGAAUUUAUUGUAAAGGGAGCAUGGCUCAUUGUGUUUGUCUGUCUAUAUAUUAAUCUAACCUUGUACCAUGCUUGUAGGAUUCUGUGUGUAAGAACACGGGGCACAUCGCCGGCUCGCUAUGUGGUUUACACAGCCGCCCCAAGUUAUUCGUUCGUUCUGUUUACUCUUUGUUGAGAGCCAGUCACUUCUUAUUGAAAACGGGGUUAAAAUGUACGGUGCAGGAUUAUACGUGUGACCGCUAACCAUAUGUGUGUUCUUUGCAUGAGGCUUGUGAACGUGCCAGAUAUGCAUACGCUAAAUGUGAAUCUUAGCAGCCUAGAUAUGCUAUAGAAUUGUGUUUUAGUACUCAUACGGCUCACUUGUUGCAAUAUGCAGUGUAUGGCGGGGGGUAUAUGUGUGUGCGUGAUCAAUGUAGAAGCAUUUUCAUUGUAUGCAAAUUCUUCUCUUCGAUUAAUGUAGAAAGUGUCAAAAUAUUCUGCUGCACAGAUUCAAAGUGGUUUUUAAUGAUCCCUUUGGGGAGCUUUUCUGUGUGUGUGUAUGUGUAUAAAUAGUAUACGAAUGUACAUGAAUUUAGAAUACUUGCACCUUGCAAGGAUACAAUGUGCAUAGUAAUUACAGUAUUAGCAACAUGUUGCAAUCCUCUUAUAUUAAGUUCAAUAUGACGCCCAUAUGGUCGGUUAAAUUGAUAUGUAUAUCGGAAUAACUGUAUGUUGUUACAGUAAAAUGUAAAUUUUUCUCUGGUUUUUAAAGCACAGACACUGUGUGAUAUUCAAUUCUUCGAAACAAAGCGAUAUACAGUAUUGUGUGAAAUAAAGUAUUUGGGGCCUUACUCCUAAGAGCUCGCAAUCUAAGGGUAGACAUUUGCACUAUUAAGCAGGAGAAGUGGAGAUGUGUUCAGAAAUGCUUAUAGCCUCCCAGAGUAACUCAUAUUUACUUAUCCAUAUCUGUCUCUUGCUUUCCUGAAGAGCCACACUCACCUCCAGUCCUGCUACCUUUCCACAUUGUUUAGUGGCGGACACCUUUGCUGUCCUAUUGAGUUUUUGUACCCCACCUCCUCUAGACUGCUACCUCUUUUGAGCAGGGUCCUUAUCUACCAAUUGUGCCUGUGUUAUUGUGUAAUUGUCUCAUUUAUUGUAAAAUGUCACCUUUUUUUAAUAUUGUAAAGCGCUGCAGAAUUAUUUGGCGCUUAUAAAUAAUAAUAAUGUGAUUUAGGAAACUGAAGGGCAUGGCACAGGUUUGGAUAAUUGAGGUUAGUGGCAGGUUCAGAUUGAGCAUGUGAUGUCUCAGUCAGAUUGUAAGCUUUGGGCAUGUCCCUCCUUCUGGAUGUCUCUGUAGACCCUUUAAAUACCAUAACACACACUGCCUUGUUCUGAGUAAUAAUCUGUUACAGACAUGGUGUCAGGAAGGGUCCGAUAGUCACACGGGUAACUAGCAAAAGGGUCAUCACAUGUAACGGACAAGGUGUACUAAACCCUAAAUAUUAGUCAAUUCAAAUCCAAAUUACAAAAUAUAAACUGUGACCAUGGGGGAUUUGGAGAAAUUCUCUAAAUACGCUGUUUGCCUUUAUUUGUUCGUUGAGGUUUCUACUUGAUUUUUAGUAAAUAACUUGAGGGUUUAAUUUUAAAUUCUAUUUCUAUCCUAUAAAGUUGUGCGUUACAUAGCCCCAAUCUAAAUAUUCCUACAAAAAAUCAGGUAUAUCCCGUGUUGAACCCCAUCUCUUAUUUAUAAAACCUAUGAGUUUACUAGUAUUCUUCCCCUCCUUCACUAAUCUCAGCUUCUCGUUCCCUUCUAUGGAAGUUGUUUAAUGUUGACGACAUUUUAAUACACCUAGCAAUCUAUUAUAUGAACUGAACGCCCUUUACCAUUUGUGUCAUUCUAUCCACUUCCUUUAGAUUAUAAGCUCCUUUGAGCAGAGCCCUUACUCCCGCUUGUUCCUGUAAGUCCAAUUUGUCGUGUUACAGUUGCUUGUCUUAUUCAGCCAUUGUACAGCGUCGUGGUAUAUGUUGUCAUUUUAUAAUGAUAAUAUUAAUACACAAAACUGUAAUUACGAAUGAAAAAUAGUGUCGAUUGGUUGAGACGUCAGGAUGUUGAUGGUAAAUAAGUAUUACUUAGGGAAUAGGCUGAUGCUCUUUUGAAUUUCUACGUGAAGCUAGUAUUUUGGGAUUCUAGUAAUGGUCAGAUAUAUUCUAAGUCUGAUUGUUCCAGGUGUCCCUCUAGUGGCUAUAGUACUCUUUGACACCCAAACUGGGCAUUCCACGCCACACUGAUUUGUGAUCCUCGUUUAUUCAUAAUAAAUGGCUGUCCUUAUAUGGGUGCCACUAACUAUACAUCCUGACAUGUCUGACAUAUUAUACUGGGCAAUAUCCACACUUCUCACCUUCUUUUUGUGUUUUUAUUAUGGCUUCAAGAUGAGCUAUUGGUAACUGUGUUUUGUUUUUGUUUUUUUUUGUUUUUUUUUUUUUUAUUUCUCCCAGACCCCUCCUCCUCCCCCCUCUGAACCUUUGCAGGUUGAGCUUCUUCCGGUAUUGGCCACCGUCUCUGCGCCUCCAGAUGUAUCAUCCCUCACUCAAUCAAUGGUGCCUAAUUUGGUACCCCAGCACCAAUCCACUGUUGAUACUGCUGCUCUUAAGCAGGUGGUACCCGGACUGGCAUCCCCCCAGCAGAUGCAAGCAAACUCCUCUGUUACAGGCCAGGCAUCCUCCAUUUCAUCUGGUAUGUCAAUGGCCCCUUUGAUGGAACUUCCCAAGAAAUCAAAAAGUCGGGGUCCCUAUAUCUGCGCCCUUUGUUCCAAGGAGUUUAAAAAUGGCUAUAAUUUAAGAAGGCAUGAAGCAAUCCACACAGGUAUUAAACCAGCUCGAGCACAGCCAGCAGUAAAGAUGGCCACGAUGGUGCCUCUUAGCUUGCUCAGUGUGGCAGGAACUCUGGGGGGAGGCACAGAGACCUUGGAAGUCCCAACUUCCCCUUCAACGCUUCCUCUCCCUGGGCCCUCCCCAACAGCCAAGAAAGUGCGUAAAAACCACGCUUGUGAGAUGUGCGGGAAAGCCUUCCGUGAUGUCUACCACCUCAACCGCCACAAGCUGUCGCACUCUGAUGAGAAACCAUACUCCUGCCACGUAUGUCAGCAGCGUUUUAAGCGAAAAGAUCGCAUGACGUACCACGUGAGAUCACACGAUGGAACCGUGCACAAACCCUACAUUUGUAGCCACUGUGGAAAAGGGUUCUCACGGUGAGGAUAUUUGUCAUACAGUUUGUCACUUUUAUUCAGCUUAGCUGCUAGUUAAUUUUUGUCAAAUUAUGCCUGCCUUUUUUUUUUUUUGUUUUUUUUUUUUGCUUCACACGGUCUACUUGAUCCAGUUUUUCACAUAUCCUAUGUAUUUUUUUUUUUCUCUCCAGUCCUGAUCAUCUGAACAGCCAUGUCAAGCAGGUUCACUCAACCGAGCGUCCAUUUAAAUGCCAGGUAAGUGUUUGUUAUUGAGUCUUUUUUUCUGUUGGUCAAAAUUCCAAGACCUUGUACAUUUGUGUGUCAUUUGUGUGUUGUGUUUUGAAGAACAUAAAUUAUUUUAGACUGUGUGUAAACCAGACUGGGUUGUCUUCUUUAGCACUGUUUGUAUAGCAGACUGGGUGGGUUUUUUUUUGUUUUUUUUUCAUGAAGUUUGGUUAUAACAGGCAAGUUGGUCUUCUCAUGGACUGUUGGUCUAACAGACUGGGUGGUCUUUUAUGGACGGUUGGUGUUACAGAUUGAAUGGAUUUCUUGUAGACUGUUGGUGUGACAAACUGUGUGCUUUUCUCAUGGAUUGUUGGUGUAGGAGACUGGGUGGUCUUCUCCAGGACAGAUUGGGCAUGUUAAAUGUUUCUCUCCUCAGACCUGUGAAGCUGCUUUUGCCACAAAGGACCGACUUCGUGCGCACAUGGUCCGACAUGAAGAGAAGGUACCGUGUCACGUGUGUGGAAAGCUUCUCAGCCCUGCAUACAUUACAGACCACAUGAAGGUCCACAACCAAGGCCCCAACCACGUGUGUGAACUGUGUAAUAAAGGUAAGACUCUUUUUCAUAGUGUGCUUGUUCUACACACGUGCAAUGACUCACUGCCCACCACAUCCCUAGUACAAUCCGGUCACCCUUAGCUUGGCAUAUUCCAAUAUCCAGCGAUGCUCUUCACAGUCCAUUGGGAAUGCUUCUAGAAUGGGAUAGCAGGAGAGGGAUGUCCCUUUAUGAAUUUAAAUCACUGAGGGCAGGAGUGCAUUGCCAGUGGAACUGGGUGAUGUCACUAAAGUAUUUGUAGGACAAGAAGAAAUGAGUAUGGUGGAGCAGCCAUGAUAUUUAUGAGAAACAUUGAUAAAUUCCAAGUGUACCCAACCUCAUGAGGACAAAAUAUUCAGGGCAGGAUUCAUGGAUCCCAAUUCAUUGUAUCCCACCUAUGUAUAUUUAACUCCAACCUUCUCAGGAUUGGACUUAAACAUACAGAGUUGGGAUACAAUGACAAGACAUAGGGAGUUAUUAUUGAAGCUUCUUCUUCAAGAACAGUGUGCCUACCUGGUCCAGUUCCUUUUUUCGCAUAAGUGGAUUAGUUAUUCUAGAACAGGUCAACCCAGAGAUCUUAAGCAAUUCAAUGAGGGGAGAAGCAAAUUUCCAACUGUGUUUCGACUCUUGGAGGCAUCAUCAGUGAGGGACAACUCAACAUGAAGAGCGUGCAGCAAGCUGUAGUGAUUGGCAUUGACCAUUCUUAGUUAAUCAUUUGCUAUUUAAUGAUACAGAACUAAUUAUAGACCUUGUGUUUAUCCCACAGUAAUUGUGAUUUUUAGACCGCUAUUCAAACUUGCAAAACAUUUUGUAAAUUAGACCUUUUUAUUUCCUACAGCAUAAUAUAAACUGUCCGGUAGGGAAUUUAGUCUAAACUUGAAAUUGGUCAAAAACGACAAAAGAAGGAAAUCCUCAAGAGCUACCCUCUCUGUGGGAUCAUAGGGGCGACUGAAGGGUGGGUCUAUUAAUGCAAUCCUUAAAGGGGGGGGGGUCUUUGGGAUGAUUAUGCUUUGUACAGAAACAGAUUGUGUGAAUGAGGAAAAUUCUGAGGGGAAUGUGGGUUAAAGACGCGGUGCUUCCAUCCACAGCCUUAAAAUGGCGUGUGCUUCUCCCCCCCCGUGUAGGUUUUGCCACGGCCGCGUACCUGCGGGUCCAUUCGGUGAAGCACCACGGUCUGGUGUGCCCACGGGCAGACAGCUUCCUCUGCAAGUUGUGCAGCGUACACUGCAAAACCCUGGCACAGCUGAGCGGCCACAUGCACACACACGCCAUGGCGGGUACCACUGGGCUUUCUGAGGGAUCCCUACUGCGGUGACCAAAGCUAAGGCAAGAGCCUAGUUAUCGUCUCGUUCUCCUGAGUCCUAUGAAUUGUGGGUAGGAGGCUGAGCAUUGCUAGGUGUUGGGAUAUGCCACUCUGCAACCUUUCCUUUUCCACUGGCAUUGUGUGCCCCAGCAAAAGUACAUCUCAUAAGUUCUUUCUUUCACCCACUUCAAUCCUUUUCCUACUGCUACUUACCGUGCUAACCUCCUUCCCUGUGUGACAGGGGCUGUUCCUUCCCUUUAAGCCUUUUUCAUACUGUAGCAUUUGAUCUUGGAUUUCUCGUGCCUCCUGAUGACUGUUUCUUUUUUUUCCCUCUUUCUCUCCAGGGACCGGCCAAGUUUGUCCUAUAGCUGAUCCAUCGUCGUCUUUAACUGCAGUCCUGCCGAAUGCUGGGGUCCCGGGGAUGGUCCCCUCCCAGCCCUGGUGA
Messenger RNA from Pelobates cultripes (western spadefoot toad), 6116 nucleotides. Lineage: Eukaryota; Metazoa; Chordata; Amphibia; Anura; Pelobatidae. The record is from the annotation of a GenBank genome assembly.